CCUGGAGAAAGUACGGUCAAUCAGAGAGUUGCAAAGGCCAACAGACGUGAAACGGGUACAGAGACUAUUUGGGAUGGUCAACUAUCUUUCUCAGUUCUAUGACCACCUUUCAAAUGACUGAGAUUCUGAGACAACUCACAAGCAAGGAGAACAUGUGGGAAUGGACGAACAUCAAGGAAGGGGCGUUUCAAUGACUGAAAGACAAAAUCGCUAUAGCACCAGUCCUACAGUACUACAACAAGGAAUAGGAUGGACACUUCAGUGUGAUGCAUCAGACAUGGGACUGGGGGCCGCCCUGACACAGAAAGGUAAACCGGUAGCAUUUGGUAGUAGUGCACUCACACCAACUGAAAAGGGCUAUGCCCAAAUAGAGAAAGAGUGUUUGGCCAUAGUGUUUGGAAUUUAAAGGUUCCAUCAGUAUACUUAUGGUAGAGAGGUCACAGUACAAAGCGACCACAAGCCUCUAGAGAAUAUACACAGCAAGCCAUUACUCAGUGCACCUAAAAGACUGCAGAGAAGGCUACUCAGGCUGCAGCAGUAUGAUAUUCGUGUGACCUAUGUUCCAGGCAGGGAUAUGCUACUUGCUGACACGCUGAGUAGAGCAUACUUACCAUAGAGCACUAAGGGAGAGAGUGAGAGAGAUAUAGAGACUGUGAACGUAGUCAGCUACCUAUCCAUUGCAGCAGAGAGGUUGAGGGCCAUUGGGGCUGCAACAAAAGAUUACACAAAGUUACAGAGUGGGGCAAACAGAAUACUGUCAGGGUGGCCCAAGAGAAAAUAACUUACCAAGUGACAUCAGGCACUACCACACUUUCCAAGAUGAACUGAGUUUCCAGGACGGCAUAGUGUUCCGAGGAGACAGAGCCUUGAUACCUGACGCACUCAGGGUGGACAUCACUCACCGGAUCCACUCCUCUCACCUGGGAGUAGAAGGAUGUCGGAGGCGAGCGAGGGAGUUUGUAUACUGGCUGGGAAUGAACGAGGAGAUCAAGACCUUCAUCUCCAAAUGUGACAUAUGUAAGUCAGUGGACCCAAAGCAACAAAGAGAGACACUACACCCACAUAACAGGGCCAGCAGACCCUGGGCCAAGGGGAUUCCUGACAUUGUAAUCUCGGAUAACGGACCCCAGUUUGCAUCACAAGAGUUUCAGCACUUCAGGCAGAAGUGGGGCUUUGAACACAAGACAUCGUCGCGGGGAUACCGGCAGAGCAAUGGAAAGGCGGAGUCAGCGGUGAGGACAGCCAAGUGCCUGAUGCUGAAGGCUGCAGCAGCGAGACAGGAUCUGUACUUGGCCAUGCUGGAUCAUCGCAACACACCGAGCCAGGGUUUCAACACAUGCCCGGCACAAAGAAUCCUAAGCAGGAGGGCCAGGACCCUGCUUCCCAAAAAGGACACUCUGUUGAAGCCAGAGGUAACACACAAAGAACAGGAACUGGAAUACAACAGACAGAGACAGUUAAGUACUACAGCCGCACAGCAAAUGACAUGGACAUUCUGAAACGAGGGGACAGUGUGAGAGUACAGCCCUAUGACACACACAAGGGAUGGAGACCAGCGAAAGUGGUCCAACAGGUGAGCCAUAGACAGUGUUGGGGGUAACGCGUUAGAACUAACGCGUUAGAGUACUCUUAUUCGUUUUUUUCAGUAACGAGUAACCUAACGCGUUAGUUUUGCGAAUUCAGUAAUCAGUAACUCGUUAAUUUCCAAAAUAACCACUCGUUACUCCGUUACUUUAAGAUUUUCCCUCGAUAAGGAAAGUAAAG
This is a messenger RNA of Gadus chalcogrammus (walleye pollock), 1764 nucleotides long. RefSeq lists its product as uncharacterized. The transcript is spliced from 2 exons. Lineage: Eukaryota; Metazoa; Chordata; Actinopteri; Gadiformes; Gadidae. Gene Ontology annotation, biological process: DNA integration. The record is from RefSeq and is a predicted model, not a curated record. Bases 975 to 1499 code for a protein of 174 amino acids. Gene Ontology annotation, molecular function: nucleic acid binding.